This is a messenger RNA of Varanus komodoensis (Komodo dragon), 1198 nucleotides long. Its product is annotated as phospholipase A2 inhibitor and Ly6/PLAUR domain-containing protein-like. Gene Ontology annotation, molecular function: phospholipase inhibitor activity. Lineage: Eukaryota; Metazoa; Chordata; Lepidosauria; Squamata; Varanidae. The coding region runs from base 119 to 721 and encodes 200 amino acids. The transcript is spliced from 6 exons. Gene Ontology annotation, cellular component: extracellular region. The record is from RefSeq and is a predicted model, not a curated record.
CAGGGACAGCUUGUUCCAAAGCUUCCGCCAGAGUUGCUCCAUCUUACAGCUUCUUGGUGGGACUGGGAACUCUGGUACAGUUUGGUUGCAAAUCUCGUCCUGUGCAUUUCUCAUCGUCAUGCAGAUCCUAGUGACCUUUCUUUGCCUCCUUCUCAUAACUACAGGCAGCUCCCUGGACUGUGAAGUUUGCUCUGCCCUUGGAUCCACCUGUGCCGGCAGCUGGCAGAUCUGUGAGGACGGGCAGGACACCUGUGUCAUCAAUCGGGCUGAAAAUUCACUAGCUGGGUACCCCGUUCUCACAGUCUAUAAAGGAUGUGCAUCAUCCGACAUCUGUGAUCAAGGACCACAGUAUGUGCAUUUGGGGGAGGGAAGAGAAAUACGAUCCAUCACCGCUUGUUGUGUGGGAGAUGCCUGCCGAACUACAGAUCCUCUGUUGCCUCCGGCUUUUGUUGAACCCAAUGGGAAGCGAUGCCCAGCUUGCUAUGCUGUGUCACCCAACACCUGCAAUCCUAAGAAGAUCGUCAAGUGUGUUGGACCAGAAGAACACUGUCUUGACCUGGCUAUGACGAUCACUCAUGGAUCUCUCGUGAUCAAUGCGGCUCAAAAGGGCUGCGCCACCAAGCUGGCAUGUGACCAAACAGCAAGAGGUGAUAUUGACACAUCAAGGUUCCAAGUGCACAUCACAAAGGCCGCAUGCCAAGCAGCCCCAGCCGCAGACUGAAUGGCAGUUUGGUCCGCAGCGAAGUAUCCCUGAGUUUCUGCAGGAAAUGAUCCUCCUUUGAUUUACUUUGGUUCUCCCAUAGAAUCUGCACCGUGCCCCCUUCUGCUUGCCAGUAACCCCCCCCCAAACCCAUUUGGGCCUCCCUGCUGUGUCCUUUGCAUGGAAUCCAUAAAAAAAUAACUACUGUAAAGAUAAUGGAAAAGUUCUCCUUCAUUCCAUGGGGCUGAUUUCAAAGGGAAGCUCUUCACUUCCAUUGCUGUCUACCCUGGUGGCCUCGAAAGAUGUAUAAAAGAAAGCUAUGAACUUAAAUGUAUCCAGGAAGUUUGAGGGGAUGGAUUACAAAGGAUAUUACAAAGGAUGUGUGGGUGAGAUUUUUUUUGUUUUGUUUUUAUUUUUCAUAAGAACUUAACAAAAUGUUGGGGAUAGACUGGAGAUUCCAUGGGCAGGACCUCUUCAUGUAGACCAGGGGUCUCAAAC